CGGCCUUUGGCAAAUUCGUUAUUUUAUUUUUUUUUUUUAUUUGAGUCUCUCCCAGUUUUUAGCUGAAAGACUGUUUUGCAUUUGGGGGGCAUUUUUUCUUUCUUUGCUAACCAUCGCUGAUAAGAUUUUGCUCCUGGACUUACCGCGCCUGCCACGUUGGACUCCUUGCUUCGAGCAUCUUCCCUCCAACAUGACUUCGUGCUCGCUCUCGCAGCAAUGCCAGUCCUCCCAGCCCGAAGGCGAUGCCAGCUGCCCUUACAACACCUGGAUCUCCGCGUCCCAGCCAGAGCCUUUUACGGCCUCAAGCCCGUACUCUAAUUUCCAAAUCCAAAGUCCGGAAAAGCUCCAGCCAAGCACAGCUAUUUCUCCUGCUACUCCGACAUCUGUGGAUAUGUUUGUUCAAGAUAUUCCUGACUCUGCCACUAGCCCAACUUCAAAUAACCUUUCCUCCCAGAACAAGCCCAAGAUCCACCAAGGAAAAGAAGAUCAGAACCUAGUCAAAAAAUCUAAAAUGAGAACAGUGUUCUCUCAAGCUCAACUGAAUGUACUCAACAGUAGAUUCCUGGAGCAAAAAUACCUUAGCCCUCAGCAGAUCAGAAAUGUGGCUGAGAAUUUGAACCUUACUUAUAAACAGGUCAAGACCUGGUUUCAGAACCAGAGAAUGAAGUCAAAGAGAUGGCAGAAAGACUCCAUGUGGUCCAAGAACAGCAAUAAUAUGGUUCAGAAUGGAUCAACUGUUGGGGAAUACAUAAGCUUCUACUCUCCAUUUCACCAGGACUACAUGGUGAAUCCUUCUGGAAACCUUCCAAUGUGGAGCAACCAGACUUGGAAUAACCAGUUUCAGAAUGGUGGAGAGGGCUCCUAUCAGCACCAGGUGUUUCAGCACUCCUACCCUGCCAGUGACUUGGGGGCUCCCUUUGGAAAUACUAUUAGUGAGGUCUAUCCCAUGAAACCGCAGAUGACUAUGAGUUUUAGCGCUCCCCACACCAUGGAAUAUCUCCCAAGCUACUCCAUGAACAUGCAGCUGACCCACAAGUCAGAGGAGGACUAUGAUUAUCAGCAAGUCAGUGAUGUUGUUCAAACACAAUUCUUAGAUCCCAGUGGAGUACCUAUAUUCCAAUCAUAACUUAGGCAAUUACUUCUGCCUCUACCCCCUCUCCAUUCCCACUCCCCAAAAAGUAUUAUUUCCACUGUUUUCCCCCCUACAUUUUUAGUAUUUCUAUUAUGUAACUAUUGUUGUUUUGAUUUGUAUGAUUAAAGCGUACAUAUAGAGAGUCUUUAGUUUUUGCUGGCUGGCUCCAGGUUUAGGCACUAUUGGGCUAUUUAUAUUUAUACAAAAAGUCCAUAAGCUUCAGAAUCCUGAUCUAAAUGAUAGGGUGAAACUCAGUAUUAAAAGGAAAAAAAUAGGAAAAAGUAUAUAAUAGGAAAAGAUGGGUGGGGUGGAAUUUUAUACCUUUGUGGGUUUUUUUAACUUGUAUUUUGGUAAAUUUAUGGUUAGGGUAAUAAGUUAAGUUAGUUGUCUUUGGGAUUUUUAUUAAUAUAUUUUAAUAGAAAUAGAUGUUCAUGCUUGUGCUUUCCCUCCAAAAUUGUCCCUCAGUUUAUCCUUGUAUAUAUCUUGUUUGUACAUAGUUACUUGCAUGAUCUCCUGUUAGAUUGUGAGCUCAUUUGAAGCCAGAAACCAUCUUUUACACUUUCUUUGUUUUUUCAGUGCUUAGCACAAUGCCUGGCACA
Molecule: messenger RNA, 1731 nt
Organism: Sarcophilus harrisii (Tasmanian devil)
Lineage: Eukaryota; Metazoa; Chordata; Mammalia; Dasyuromorphia; Dasyuridae
Gene: NANOG
Product: Nanog homeobox
Exons: 4
Coding region: 191-1126 (311 amino acids)
Biological process (GO): regulation of transcription by RNA polymerase II
Molecular function (GO): DNA-binding transcription factor activity, RNA polymerase II-specific; RNA polymerase II cis-regulatory region sequence-specific DNA binding
Source: RefSeq, a predicted model, not a curated record